Messenger RNA from Carica papaya (papaya), 1882 nucleotides. Lineage: Eukaryota; Viridiplantae; Streptophyta; Magnoliopsida; Brassicales; Caricaceae. The record is from RefSeq and is a predicted model, not a curated record.
UAUUUUGUACUCUCUUUCUCCCUAGUCCUGAAAAUUAGAAAUGGAGAGAAUACAUGUAACAGUUCGAGCGAGGCCAUUAUCGCCGGAGGACGCUAAGACAAGUCCCUGGAGAAUCUCCGGAAACUCCAUUUUCAUCCCUAACCAUCCCUCCAAGUUUGAAUUUGACAAGAUUUUCGGAGAAGAAUGUAGGACUGUAGAGGUUUAUGAAGCUCGCACUAGAGAGAUUGUUGCGGCGGCUGUUGGUGGAUUCAACGGUACUGUUUUUGCUUAUGGACAAACUAAUAGUGGAAAGACGCAUACUAUGCGGGGCUCGCCUGCUGAACCUGGAGUUAUCCCUCGUGCUGUUCAGGACUUGUUUGACAUCAUACAACAGGAUGCAGGUCGAGAGUUUCUCCUGCGCAUGUCCUACUUAGAGAUUUAUAAUGAAGACAUAAAUGACUUGCUGGCACCUGAGCACCGAAAAUUGCAAAUUCAUGAAAGUCUAGAGCGUGGCAUAUAUGUUGCUGGCCUGCGAGAAGAAAUUGUUGCCUCUCCUCAGCAAGUUCUUGAUCUCAUGGAGUUUGGAGAGUCACAUCGGCGUAUUGGAGAAACUAAUAUGAAUCUCUACAGCAGCAGGUCCCACACCAUUUUCCGCAUGAUUAUUGAGAGUCGGGAGACAACUGGAGAUGAGGAUAUUGGGACUGCUUGUGAUGCUGUCCGUGUAUCAGUUUUGAAUUUAGUGGACCUUGCUGGUUCAGAACGAGCUGCAAAAACAGGGGCUGAGGGUGUUAGGCUUAAAGAGGGUUCCCACAUUAAUAAAAGCCUGAUGACAUUGGGAACGGUCAUUAAAAAGUUGAGUGAAGGUGCUGAAAGCCAAGGUGGUCAUGUUCCAUACCGUGAUAGCAAACUUACACGGAUUUUGCAACCUGCUCUGGGUGGAAAUGCAAAUACAGCUAUAAUAUGCAAUAUAACGCUUGCACAGAUUCAUGCAGACGAAACAAAGAGCAGUCUUCAAUUUGCGAGUAGAGCAUUGCGUGUUACAAAUUGUGCUCGUGUGAAUGAGAUUUUAACUGAUGCUGCCCUCUUAAAACGGCAAAAAAAGGAAAUCGAGGAGCUUCGUGCAAAACUACAGGGUUCUCGUUCAGAUCAUUUGGAGGAAGAGAUUCUCAAUUUACGUAACACUUUGUUACAGUCUGAAUUGGAGAGGGAGCGAAUAGCAUUGGAAUUGGAGGAGGAAAAGAAAGCCCAAGCUGAACGAGAGAAAGUGUUGCAGGAGCAGGAAAAGAAGAUAAAAAACUUGAGUUCGAUGGUAUUAUAUUCAAAUAAGGAGGGGAAUCGUGACCAUGUCAAAAAGGAGAAGAGGCGUGAUACGUGGUGCCCAGGUAGACUUUCACGGGAGUCCAUAUUAAAGGUUUACUCAAACGUCAAAUUGAGGGAUUCAGCUGAUAAGCCUCUGAGAUCUGGGCGUGAUAUUGGGCCUCUGUUUCCUUUUGAAGAAUUAUGGAAUGAAGAUGAAAUUAGUGAUGCUAUUUGCAAGCAAGAGGAAGAUAGUAAAGAACAUUUACCAUCAGACUGUUCGCUUCCUGAUCCACGGGCUUUAUUAAAUGUAACAAGCAGAAGAAAAGUUCCUCCAAGGAAGAGAAACUCUUUUUUGGAGGAGAAUGAACUGGGAGAAAUGCAAACAGAAUAUGAAGAUUUGCUAUUAAAAUAUGAAGAUUUGCUAUUAAAAUAUGAAACUCAGAGAAUUAUCAGUGAUGUACAAAUUGAUUGCCUAAACAAGAAGUUGGAAGAGGUUGAUUUAUUUCAUGAUUUGACAUGUGAUGAGUGUGCAAAAUAUCAUGCUAAUAAUCAUUAUGGGGAUAAAAGUGUCAGUUUAAGAGAGUCCGAGGCUAUUUCUGUGAUC